Messenger RNA from Daucus carota subsp. sativus, 1329 nucleotides. RefSeq names its product ribose-phosphate pyrophosphokinase 4. The transcript has 7 exons. Gene Ontology annotation, cellular component: ribose phosphate diphosphokinase complex; cytoplasm. The record is from RefSeq and is a predicted model, not a curated record. Gene Ontology annotation, molecular function: magnesium ion binding; ribose phosphate diphosphokinase activity. The coding region runs from base 132 to 1106 and encodes 324 amino acids. Lineage: Eukaryota; Viridiplantae; Streptophyta; Magnoliopsida; Apiales; Apiaceae. Gene Ontology annotation, biological process: 5-phosphoribose 1-diphosphate biosynthetic process; purine nucleotide biosynthetic process.
CCCAGCUCAACUCAACUAUAGUUACAAAACCACUCGACACAUAUAUAACUUGGCGGGCAAAACCCUUUAUAACCGCCGCCGCGAGAGAGACAAAGAGAGAGGGGGAUAGAGAUAGAGAGAAAACGAGAGAGAUGAGCACCCAUAUAGACAAGGCAAAGAAGAAGCAAGUUCUUCUUUUUUACUGCUUGGAAUCUGAAGAUUUAGCUCGUAAAAUUGCUUCUCAGUCUGAACUCAUUCAACUUCAAUCCAUUAAUUGGAGGAGUUUUGACGAUGGAUUCCCUAACCUAUUCAUAAACAAUGCACAUGAAAUCCGUGGGGAGCAUGUUGCGUUUCUAGCAUCUUUUAGUUCUCCAGGUGUCAUAUUUGAACAGCUCUCUGUCAUAUUUGCGCUUCCCAGGCUAUUUGUUGCGUCUUUCACACUGGUAUUACCAUUUUUCCCCACUGGUUCCUUUGAGAGGAUGGAAGAAGAGGGAGACGUAGCAACUGCAUUUACUAUGGCAAGAAUAUUGUCAAAUAUUCCGAUAUCGAGAGGAGGCCCAACUAGCUUGGUUAUAUAUGACAUACAUGCUUUGCAGGAAAGGUUUUACUUCGGUGACCAUGUUUUACCUUGUUUUGAAACCGGCAUUCCAUUGUUAAAGCAACGGCUUCACCAGCUCCCAGAUUCAGAGAAUAUAGUUGUUGCCUUUCCAGAUGAUGGCGCCUGGAAGCGAUUUCACAAACAAUUAGAUCACUAUCCUAUGGUUGUUUGUGCAAAAGUUCGUGAGGGAGAUAAGCGAAUUGUUCGGCUAAAAGAGGGCAAUCCUUCCGGUUGUCAUGUAGUCAUUGUUGAUGAUCUGGUGCAGUCAGGAGGUACCCUGAUUGAGUGCCAGAAAGUUUUGGCAGCUCAUGGUGCAACCAAGGUGAGUGCAUAUGUCACCCAUGCUGUGUUUCCAAAUCGAUCGUGGGGAAGAUUUCUUCACAAGAAUUGCGAAAAUUCCUCCGAGAGAGCCUUUGCCUACUUCUGGAUCACUGAUUCAUGCCCCCACACUGUGAAGGCUAUAGCUAACGAAGCUCCAUUUGAAGUUUUGAGUCUCUCAGGCUCCAUUGCAGAUGCUCUUCAAAUUUGAAUUACCCCAAGGAUUCAUAUAUAUGAUCUGCUGAAAAUGGCAUAUCAAAAAUAACCUUGUAAUAUUUAUCAUUCUCCAAGACAGCUGAACUAAUGGGCUCCCCUCAUGGGGGAAUCAAUAUGUGAACUAAUCGCUCUCAACAAAGUAUGAAUCAUAUGUUACUAUUUGCACAUUUGUCUAGAUGAUGAAGAGAAUCUUAAUUCAUUGACUUUGGAUUUGCAGA